AUGUCCAUGAUUGUCUUGAUCAUCAUAUACCUUUCAUCAACCUGCGUUAAAGCAGAGAACCAUCUAUUCAAAUGCACCGACAACGGAAACUAUACACUAAACACGCCUUUAAUAUACCUCAACACCACCAUAACGAAUUACACAUUCUAUGCAGUCAAUCUGCACCUCUCCCUUUACUCGAACAUGAGUGACUACGGCUUCCAAAGCGCGUCCAUCGGGCACGCCCCAAACACCGUCAACGGCUUCGCCCUCUGCAGAGCUGACGUGAACCUCCACAUGUGUCGCGUCUGUGUGAAGCUGGCCUCGGUCCAGGUGCUUCGUGAGUGCCCCAAUGCGAGACAGGCUGCUAUAUGGUACAAACACUGCACCAUGCGCUACACUAACGAUCCACUAUACGAGAUGAAGACCGCAGAACCCACUUUUCUGUGUUCUCCGGAAUUAUCAUUGCUAGAUUGUCAGGCAUGCUUGAGAGAGGCAUCCAAAUCUUUCGGAAGUGUUGCCGCAGAAGGCUUCAGAGUGCUAAACCCCGAUUGCAACGUUCAAUAUGAACUUUCUGUGUUCUACAAUGAAACUCGUUUGGUGGAAUUAGGGGUGCCUGUUAUUGCUUCAUUACCUUCCUCGUCGGCCUCUCAGCCAGAAAAAGAUACAAUACCAGGUGCUGACUAUAUUGGUGAUGGUGGAUUUCAACAAUAUGAUUUUAUCAGCAUUAGUGCUGCAACUGAUGGUUUUGAUGAAGCUAACAGGCUGGGGAGAGGUGGAUUUGGGACUGUUUAUAAGGGAAACCUUAUAACCGGAGAAGAAGUAGCAGUUAAAAGGUUGUCCAAAUAUUCAACGCAAGGCGAACCGCAAUUCAAGAAUGAGGUUUUCUUGGUUGCCAAACUUAAACAUAUGAAUUUGGUGAAACUCUUAGGUUUCUCUAUGGAAGGAGCUGAGAGGUUACUAAUAUAUGAAUUUGUUCAGAACGCAAGCCUUGACAAGUUCAUAUUUGAUCCAGUUAAGCGUUCGCAGUUGGAUUGGGAUAGCCGCUACAAGAUCAUAAGGGGCAUUGCGAAGGGAAUGAUGUAUUUGCACGAAGAGUCGGGACUCAAGAUCAUUCAUCGCGAUCUCAAAGGAAGUAAUGUAAUGCUAGAUGAUAAAUUGAAUCCAAAAAUUUCAGAUUUUGGGAUGGCAAGAUUAAUUAAACAAGAUGAUAGUGGCGGAAGUACACUCAACAUUGUUGGAACUUAUGGAUAUAUGGCACCUGAAUACGCAAUGCAAGGAAAAUACUCCUUCAAGUCUGAUGUGUUUAGUUUCGGGGUGCUGGUUCUGGAAAUCGUGAGUGGUCAAAGAAAUGGUUGCGUCCAAAAAGGGAAGAUGAAUGUGGAGGAGCUGUUGACUCUUGUAAGCAAGACAUGGAAGAACUGGCAAGAAGGAAGAGCAUUAAAUAUGAUAGAUCCUGUGCUGACAAGCAGUUCUUGUUCUGUGCUCGAUAUGGUGAGAUGCAUUCACAUCGGAUUGUUGUGUGUUCAAGAAGAUCCUGCAAACAGGCCAUCAAUGGCUUCGGUUGCUCUAAUGCUCAGUAGCUCAACAAUGACUCUGCCUCUACCUGAUGAACCUGCAUUCCAUAUGGAUUUAACAAAUCAGAAUUUAAAAGAGGCGAACUCCAGCGCAGGCUCAGUAUCUGUAAAUGAUAUUUCAGUAACCGAGUUAUAUCCUCGUUGAUCACGGCUGGUUGCUUGAUCACAGGCACAUUGGUGGUCAUGACUUGUAUCUUCGCAUGCCACUCGAAGCACUAAUGUUAGGAAUAGACGAUAAAACUUAUUUCAUAAUACUAGUCUACUCACGAGAAAGACCACAUUUAGCCUAUAAACCAAAAUCUAUAGUAAUCGUACGAAUGUGGACAAGAUGGGAAAGCAUUAAAUAUGAUAGAUCCCAUGCUGACAAGUAGUGCUUGUUCUUUGCGCGAUAUGGUGAGAUGCAUUCACAUCGGAUUGUUAUGUGUACAAGAAGAUCCUGCAAACAGGACCGACAAUGGAUUCGGUUGCUCUAAUGCUCAGUAGCUCAACAAUGUAUCUGCCUCUACCUGGUGAUCCUGCAUUCCAUAUGGAUUUAACGAAUCAAAAUUUAAAUGAGGCGAACUCCAGUGUAGGCUCGUUAUCUGUAAAUGAUAUUUCAGCAACCGAAUAUAUCCUCGUUGAUCACGGGCACAUUGGUGGCCAUGGCUGGUUCCUUGAUUACUGGCACAUUGGUAGUCACAGCUAGUUUCUUUGAAUGCCACUCAAAGCACUAAUGUUAUGAUUAAACGAUAAAAUUUACUCCAAAAUAUUAGUCUACCAUGAGAAAGACCACAUUUAGCCUAUAAACCCAAAUCUAUUGUGUUGUACUAACGUGGGACA
This is a messenger RNA of Salvia splendens (bonfire salvia), 2375 nucleotides long. Its product is annotated as putative receptor-like protein kinase At4g00960. Gene Ontology annotation, cellular component: plasma membrane. NCBI's taxonomy places the organism in Eukaryota, Viridiplantae, Streptophyta, Magnoliopsida, Lamiales, Lamiaceae. The coding region runs from base 1 to 1701 and encodes 566 amino acids. The transcript is spliced from 8 exons. Gene Ontology annotation, biological process: protein phosphorylation. The record is from RefSeq and is a predicted model, not a curated record. Gene Ontology annotation, molecular function: ATP binding; protein serine/threonine kinase activity.